Molecule: messenger RNA, 1028 nt
Organism: Budorcas taxicolor (takin)
Lineage: Eukaryota; Metazoa; Chordata; Mammalia; Artiodactyla; Bovidae
Product: cytochrome c oxidase assembly factor 8
Exons: 7
Coding region: 12-803 (263 amino acids)
Biological process (GO): intrinsic apoptotic signaling pathway
Cellular component (GO): mitochondrion
Source: RefSeq, a predicted model, not a curated record
GGAGGGCAGCUAUGGCGGCCCGGCGGCCGGCGGGGAGGCUCGUCGUCAGCGCUCUCUGCCGCGCCUUCUCGGGCCGCGGCUGUCAGCCCGCCCCCGAGCGCGGCGCCGAGCGCAGGGAUGCGGCGCCGAGCCGGGUCUCAAGAUUCUGCCCUCCAAGAAAAUCUCACCAUGAUUGGAUAGGACCUCCGGAUAAAUAUUCAAACCUUCGACCGAUUCACUUUUACAUCCCUGAAAAUGAGUCACCGUUGGAACAAAAGCUAAGAGAAUUGAGACAGGAAACACAAGAAUGGAACCAACGGUUCUGGGCAGACCAGAAUUUGACUUUUCACAAGGAAAAAGAAGAAUUUGUUCGCUCAAGACUCAAAGCCAAAGGCCUGGAUCUGAGAGCUGCAUCAGAUGCGAAGAGCCAACUCACUGGGAAAGACCCUGAUGCUGGGAAAGAUCCAGGGCAGGAGGAGAAGGGGGCGGCAGAGAACGAGAUGGUUGGACGGCAUCACCAGCUCCAUGGACGUGUGGCGGGACUCGCGCCCCUGGCUCCCUUCGCUGCAGGAGUGUUUGUGCGGGUGCGGGGGUGCUAUCAGGAUGGAAGCGCCCCCUCGGUCCUCGGUCAGAAAGCGACGUUGAAUGCAGAAGAAAUGGCUGACUUUUACAAGGAAUUUUUAAGUAAAAAUUUCCAGAAGCACAUGUAUUAUAACAGGGACUGGUAUAAGCGUAACUUUGCCAUCACCUUCUUCAUGGGAAAAGUGGCCCUGGAGAGGAUUUGGAACAAGCUUAGACCGAAACAAAAGAAGACCAGCAGUUAGGAGCCCACCCUCACCCAUCCAGCCGGUUCCUCGUCUGAGGUUCCUCGAGAAGCAGCUGCCUCUGGGACUCGUUUCACAAGGGUACUGAAACCUGUGAGCGCAGGGCAGGCUGGAGGACGCGGGUCCUGGUACUGACGCUGAGGCCCAUGUGGCUCUGUCCUGACUGCGAAUUCGACACUGGCUCUUGGCCACCGAGGUGAUAGCAAAUAAAACGCAAGCACUGUC